AUGGAGGUGCUUAGUUGCGCGCGCUUUGGCGACGAGAAGGAACUUACGACACUGCUGCAGUCGGUAGAGGGGACUACGCGUGACGCACUUGUUAACUAUGUACAGCCGGAGACGCUUAAUACGCCGCUUCACAUGGCUUGUGCAAACGGCCACGUCGAGUGUGUACGCGAGCUCCUGAACAAUGGUGCUAAACACAGGCCAAAUGCCAGUGGAAAUCUGCCAUUACAUUGGGCCGUACAAAAUAAGCAUCGCGAAAUCGUCAAGUUAAUUCUAAAUGGUGUGAAAGAUCUGGAUGUUCUUGCACGCAAUAGUUUUGGCCGUGGAUGCGUAACAGAGGCUUAUCAAUGUGAAGACACUGAGAUUUUGGCAAUGCUACUAGAACACAGUUCAGCGACAGAGGAGCGUUUGGCUGAAGGCACGGGUAUGGGCAAGGACGCGAUCAAAGAAGAGAUUGAGGAGGUCGACGAUUGUGAUAGCAGAUUGUCGAAAGUGUUGCAGGAAACGGUUCUAGAGUUUGAGUUUGCUCCAGGAUUACCGACAUUAAAAGCUCGAGAGCUUGCGCUGGAAUGGAGCAAGGAUGCGUUUGGAUCUAAUGGGGAGGAGGAUAUUACAGGAGUGUCUAUUUGGUCAGCAGCACUCAUUUUAAGUCGGUGGAUUAUAGACCACCGCUAUAUCUUUGAUGGCAAGAAAGUAUGUGAGCUUGGAUCUGGAUGUGGAGUGAGUGGCCUUGCAGUACACAAAUACACAAAUGCUACCAAAGUUGUACUAUCGGAUUUGUUCGCUCACACCAUUCAGAACCUUGAACACAAUGUAGAGCUAAACAAAGUAGACAAGAAGACGCAAGAUGAUGAGAAAUCAAGAGAAGAAGCACUUGUUCUUGAUUGCUGCGGUCGAUGCGGUGCUGUUCAGCGCUUUACACAGGACAACCCAGAAGGCAAGCUCAUGACAUGUGGUGGUUGCAGAUCUGUCGCUUACUGUUCGCGCGAAUGCCAGAAAAAGGCGUGGAAGAAACACAAGUCCGAUUGCAAGGCGAUACAAGCCAAGCAUGAACAUGCUGAGGCUCUGAAGAACGUGAUUAUUUCUCAGCAAGGUGAACUCCAGGUAAAAGCCAUUGACUGGGCUGAACGUGAGACUUGGCCUGUUCAUUGUGACGAGGACAAAUUCGAUGUGCUUUUCGGCUCGGAUCUCGUGUACCAUCAGGAGAUUGUACCCGUGCUUGUGAACGUGGUAGAUGGCAUGUUGGCACCUAAUGGACGAUUUAUCCACGUCGCUUCGCAAGCACGACACUCGCUGGUGGAAUUCAAAGACUCGAUUGAAGCCCGUGGCUUCUCAUGUGAAAUAGAACAAGUUACUGAUGACUACAAAACAAAUCCGUUGGUGGGUAACGACGCUGUGGCUGAACUGUUCGCUCUACACUUUAACGAAAUGAGUGACACGUACUGUAUCUACACAUUCACUCGCACUGUCCAACCAUAG
Messenger RNA from Plasmopara halstedii, 1476 nucleotides. RefSeq names its product methyltransfer with n-terminal ankyrin repeats. Lineage: Eukaryota; Oomycota; Peronosporomycetes; Peronosporales; Peronosporaceae. Bases 1 to 1476 code for a protein of 491 amino acids. The transcript is spliced from 4 exons. The record is from RefSeq and is a predicted model, not a curated record. Gene Ontology annotation, molecular function: protein binding; calmodulin-lysine N-methyltransferase activity. Gene Ontology annotation, cellular component: cytoplasm.